AUGGGUGGAAAGCAGUUGGUUAUGGUAUUUGUGGCGGCCGCUAUGGUAUUGGAGGGCGAAGCCGAGGGAGUCGACAUCUGCGAGAAAGCAGACGACGUGCCGCUGUGCCGGUCGUACGUGAAAGGGUCGAGCGAUCCGAGACCGGCGAUUAAGAAAACGAUCGAACAACUGUUGUCGGAAACAAAACGGGCGAAAACAUCGAGCGAGAAGAUGGGGGAACCGGGUUUCAUAGGGGUGUGCACAGAGAACUACGACUCAGCCAUUGAUGACCUGCAGAGUAGCCUACUGAGUUUGGAGAAAAACGACAAGGCGAGUCUUCAAUCGAGCCUCAGUGGGGUUUCGACCUUCUACGUCACGUGUACCGAUACGGUGUCGGAAGGCGGGGUGCGCAUCAUGAAGAUUGCUAAAAAGCUUGUCAAAAAAGAUUCUAAGCUGCAGCGUUUGGCUGGGACUUCCUUGUACUUGGCUUCUUUGUUGAAGUGA
Cucurbita pepo subsp. pepo (vegetable marrow) is the source of this 483-nucleotide messenger RNA. RefSeq lists its product as uncharacterized. The record is from RefSeq and is a predicted model, not a curated record. NCBI's taxonomy places the organism in Eukaryota, Viridiplantae, Streptophyta, Magnoliopsida, Cucurbitales, Cucurbitaceae. Gene Ontology annotation, molecular function: enzyme inhibitor activity.